AUGAGACUGGUACUUCCUAACCCAGGACUGGAUCUGCGGAUCCCUAACCAUGAGGAUCUCGACAGGAUGGAAAAGGAAGAGGCCGAGAGCAGGCCCAAGUGGGACAACAAAGCUCAGUACAUCCUAACCUGUGUAGGCUUUUGCAUUGGGCUUGGGAACGUGUGGCGGUUCCCUUACUUGUGUCAAAGUCAUGGAGGAGGUGCCUUUUUGAUUCCCUACCUAAUCCUACUGGUGCUGGAAGGAAUGCCUCUCCUGCUGCUGGAGUUUGCCAUUGGCCAGCGCCUAAGGAAAGGCAGCGUAGGAGUAUGGAGGGCCAUCAGCCCUUACCUGACGGGUGUAGGUAUCGCCUCCAUGCUGGUGUCCUUUUUUGUGGCACUGUAUUACAACACCUUAAUAGCCUGGAUCAUGUGGUAUCUCUUCAAUUCCUUUCAAACUCCACUGCCUUGGACCCAAUGUCCUCUCAAUGACAAUGGGACAGGAUUUGUACCAGAGUGUCAACUGAGCUCCACUGUGGAUUAUUACUUUUACCGUGUGACUCUGAAUAGUUCAGCCUCUAUAGCCGACUCGGGGGGAAUCCAGUGGCCCAUAGUGGUUUGUCUGCUAGCUGCCUGGACAGUCGUUGGUAUUUGCUGUAUAAGAGGGAUCAGCUCUACAGGCAAGGCAGUGUACAUCACAGCCAUCCUGCCUUUCAUAGUGCUGGCUAUUUUCCUGAUCCGAGGACUGACUCUUAAAGGUGCCCUGAGUGGACUCAAGUUCCUCUUCACACCAGACGUAAACGAGUUGAUGAAACCAACAACUUGGCUGGAUGCAGGUGCACAGGUCUUCUAUGCCUUUGGUUUGGCAUGGGGAGGCCUCAUCUCCUUCUCAAGCUACAACCCUGUUCACAACAACUGCAUGCAAGAUGCUGUGAUCCUGUCUGCAGUAACUGGCUUCACCUCAGUCUAUGCCGCCACAGUUACCUACACCAUUAUUGGCUUCAGAGCCACCGAGAAAUAUGACCAGUGUAUCAGUGGGAACAUCAUGGCGUUAUUAAAUGAAUUUAAUCUUCCUGAAGACAGCAUCACUGCAAGCACUUAUGAGGAAGCCUUUAAUCAUCUGAACAGCUCUUAUCCAGAUACUGUUCUUGGAUUGGGGAUUAAAUCCUGUAACAUGCAGAAACUACUCAGUGAGGGAGUGGAGGGAACAGGCCUUGCCUUCAUUGUUUUCACAGAGGCCAUCACCAAGAUGCCUGGUUCCCCAGUUUGGUCUGUUCUUUUUUUCGUCAUGCUUCUCUGCUUGGGGCUCUCAACCCUGUUUGGUAACAUUGAGGGAGUGGUGGUGCCCUUGAAAGACCUUAAUGUUUUCCCUAAAAAAUGGCCCCAUGAAGCAUUGACAGGAAUAACAUGUGUUGUUGCCUUUGCCCUCUCCCUCCUGUUUGCGCAGCAUUCAGGGAUUUACUGGCUAACUCUUUUUGACAAUUUUGCUGGAUCUGUUCCACUACUGACCAUUGGAUUGUUUGAGAUGAUAGCUAUUGUUUACAUCUACGGUAUAGACAGAUUCAAUGAGGACGUGGAGUUCAUGACUGGACGUAAACCCAACAUCUUCUGGCAGUUGACAUGGAGAUUUAUCAGUCCUCUAAUCGUCCUGGUUAUCUUAGUUUUCUACCUGGUGACAACAGUUCAAGAAGAACUCACCUAUUUAGUCUGGGAUCCAAACUCUGAGGAGUUCCCAUCUCUGGCAUCAAUACCAUAUCCUUCAUGGAUUAAUGCAGUCAUCUUUAUUUUGGCAGGGAUCCCCAGUUUAGCUGUACCUUUGUAUGCAUUAUGUAGGUUUUUCUUUGUUUGCUGCAAGAAAAAAAAAGCAGCUGGAGAAAAAAUUAGCCAAAUUUCUUGA
Molecule: messenger RNA, 1872 nt
Organism: Scomber japonicus (chub mackerel)
Lineage: Eukaryota; Metazoa; Chordata; Actinopteri; Scombriformes; Scombridae
Product: sodium-dependent neutral amino acid transporter B(0)AT1-like
Exons: 12
Coding region: 1-1872 (623 amino acids)
Biological process (GO): sodium ion transmembrane transport
Cellular component (GO): membrane
Source: RefSeq, a predicted model, not a curated record